ACAAAGAAGGAUGUAAGCAAGAAAGAAGAUGGCACCAGAUACAGGCUGAAGUUAACAAUCUGAGAGAUGAUUUGGAGAAGAAGCAGAAAACUGAAGCUUGUUCUCAUUCUAGCCCCUCUUCAGAAGAUGAUGUAAAGACAGCUUCUCGGCAUCAAUCGAGGGGUGAGCCAAAACAAAGAGCCUGGACUCAAUCUGAUAUUCCAAAGUUUGAGGAAGGAGAGGACAUUGAACAGUACCUGACAACCUUUGAAAGGUUAGCAACGGCACACCAGUGGCCCGAGAGGGACUGGACAGUAAGGUUGGUACCUCAUCUCACCGGCAGAGCCUGAACAGCGUAUAUGGCCAUGGCUGCAGAGGAUUCCUGUGACUAUGGUGAAGUAAAAGCAGCCAUCUUGACAAAGUAUGAAAUUAAUGAAGUAUACCGACAACGAUUUAGAGAUCCAGAGGUCCGUGUGAAUGAAACCCCUCGAGAGUUCUACAACCAUCUGAAAGACCUUUACCUGAAGUGGAUACAGCCUCAGAGGAGAAGAAAGGAUGAGAUUGGGGAAAUUCUCAUCCUGGAACAGUUCUACAGUUCUCUGUCACCAGAGCUGAGAGUGUGGGUCAAAGAGAGGAGCCCAGCAUCGACACAAGAAGCAGCAGAACUUGUUGAAAACUUCCUGGCUGCAAGACGGGGACCAAAAACCUUCCGAUACAGCCUGCAACAGAAGUCCAGCUUAAUGCAGGGUAAGUCUGUGGGGUUUGGUUUGGGUGGUGGUCCAGGUCAGAUGACAGGGGUAGAGAAGCAAAGGGGGAAAAUGUUCUCAUCCAAGCUUAAGUCGGAAACAAAAUCUGUUGUCUGCUAUUUCUGUGGUCAAGAGGGUCAUAUAAAACCAGAAGGUCCAUUGAGAAAAGCCAAAUCGGCAUAUUUUUGCACUGUACCAAGGUCAUUGUCCGCAGAAGACCAAUUUCAGGGUAAGAAACGAGUUAUGGAGGUUAGAGUAAAUGGAAAACCAGCCAUUGCUCUUUUAGAUACAGGAAGCGCACAGACCUUAGUCCAUCCUUCUAUUUUGAAAAAUCAAUGCUAUCUACAGGGCCCAGGCCUUGAUAUUUCCUGUGUGCAUGGUGAUCAUAAAACUUACCCCACUGCUGCAAUCUAUCUAGAAGUGGCAAACCAAACUUAUCUCUUAAGUGUAGGUGUAGUUGAAGGUCUUGCCCAUAAAGUUAUUUUGGGUCAGGAUAUUCCAGUCUUGCCAGAACUGAUCCAGGCCUGUAAGCCGGAGUAUGUUGUAACCCGAUCACAAACACAAGCUAAACAAUUAGCUGGGGGUGAUGAUUCUGAACCUCUACCUGAGACUGUGGAGACAGGCCAGCAAAUAAACUCUGAAACUACUGUCAAACUGAAUUAUCGGCAAGAACUGCCCUUUAAUUUUGAUUUUCCUUUUGAGUGUGGUUAAAGUGAGGAAAAGCAAACAACAAAGGCGGCUUCAGAAAAUGGCAGGCACAGUUAGACAAACAUCUUUGGGAUUGCCAGAUCUUGAGGGGGACAUUGUGGGCUCACAAGUUGAGACUUCAAGAGAUUACAACAGUCUGAUGAAUCGCUGAAGGGUCUCUUUGAUCAAGCAACUCCUUUCACUGUGGGAGAAAUUGGUAAACAGCCUGAUGGGGGAUAUUAUAUCCUUAGAAAUGGGUUGCUUUACCUCAAUGAGGGAAAAACAGGAUCUCAGAAACUUGUGGUUCCACAAAGUCUAAGGGAACAGGUGCUAAAUUUGGGUCAUGGGGCACCCUGGGCAGGACAUUUGGGUUUUAAAAAGACCUAUGACAGGAUUUAUGCCAGGUUUUAUUGGCCAGGUCUUUAUAAUCACGUAAAAGAGUACUGCCAAUCAUGUGCAGUGUGUCAGCUGUCAGGGGGAAAGAAUGUCCCAAAGUACCCACUGCAGUCAUUACCUAUUAUUGAUGUUCCUUUCAGCAGAAUAGGUAUGGACAUUGUGGGACCACUGGAAUGAACUCAAGCAGGAAAUUGGUUUAUUCUGGUUGUAUGCGACUAUAGCACUCGCUAUCCACAGGCUUUCCCCCUUACGGACAUAACAGCUAAACGGAUAGCCUUUGCUUUACUCCAGUUGUUCUCUAGGGUGGGGAUUCCAUCAGAAGUACUUACUGACCAGGGUACUAACUUUUUGUCAAACAAUCUUAAGCAGGUCUACAGAUUGUUGGGCAUAAAGGGUAUACGGACCACCCCCUACCACCCACAGACUGAUGGGUUGGUAGAAAGGUACAACCGGACAUUAAAGAGUAUGUUGAAGAAGUUUAUCUCUGUCAAUGGCAAAGACUGGGAUAAGUGGCUACCCUAUCUUCUGUUUGCUUAUCGGGAAGUUCCGCAGGCGUCCACUGGCUUUUCGCCAUUUGAACUUCUUUAUGGCAGGCAGCUGAGGGGCCCUCUGGAUGUCCUUCAAGAGUCCUGGGUUGGCAAGAAGGAUCAGUCAACCAAUGUCAUCAACUACGUUCUGAAUAUGAGACAGAAGAUGGAGGAGACAACCAGCCUCGUCAGAAGGCACCUGGAGAAGGUUCAACAGCAGCAACAGACCUGGUAUGACAAAACGGCCAGAUGCAGAUCCUUCAAACCAGGUCAGAAGGUUCUUUUACUACUUCCAACAUCUGACAAUAAACUUUUAGCAAAAUGGCAGGGGCCAUAUACUGUUGUGAAGAAGCUAAGUGCUACCACCUAUGAGAUUGAGAUGCCUGAGAGAAGAAAUUCAAAGCAGACCUUUCAUAUCAAUCUGCUUAAG
Messenger RNA from Poecilia latipinna (sailfin molly), 2765 nucleotides. RefSeq lists its product as uncharacterized. Lineage: Eukaryota; Metazoa; Chordata; Actinopteri; Cyprinodontiformes; Poeciliidae. The coding region runs from base 339 to 1436 and encodes 365 amino acids. The record is from RefSeq and is a predicted model, not a curated record. The transcript has a single exon.